CCACACUUUUUGUCUCGUCCUGUCAUCCGGCUACUCCCUGCCCUCUGUGGCUCUGUACGCACUACGCAGUGAACUUGGGUCAUACUCCUCUUCAUUUACUCUCUCCAUUUCUUUUUCACUCUAUCUUUCUCCUUAAAAAUAAUAAUUAAACAUAAUCUUUUCUUUUUGUCUACCCCACCAUUUCCCUACUUCUCUCUCUCCUACCGGACAUUUCCCGUUAAUGGGGAGGAGCAAAAUCCAGUGAGCUUCUCGUCUCUCUCCUUUUCUCUUCUUUUCAUUCUUCUGCAACUCUUCUUCUCCGAGUCCAUAUUCUUACACACAACUUCUCAUCUUCCAGGCUUUUAGGAAUGUCGAAUUUAUCAUUGAGAAGUAUCUUGGAUACAUGCAAGCUUACUGGACCAAACUUUCUGGACUGGGAAAGAAAUGUGCGUUUAGUUCUUAGACAAGAAAAUAUUGAGUAUGUGUUAGACACGCCGGUACCCAAGAUUCCUGAUGCUAACUCUCUCGAGUUUGCCACGUUUGACCUGACUGCUCGAGAGAAACACGUUACUGAUGCUAAAACUGUGCAAUGUGUUAUGUUGGCUGCAAUGUCUAUGGAGUUGCAAAGGCAACACGAUAGGAUGAGCGCCUUCGAGAUGCUUGAACACUUGAAAAGUCUGUUUGAUUCAGAGAGUCAGACUCUAGAGUAUGAACUUCUGACAGACAUUUUCAAGUGUAGGCUUCAAGAGGGUGGCAACGUGUCUGAGCACGUCCUCAAAAUGAUUGGCUUAAUUGAAAGAGUUGCUACCACCGG
Molecule: messenger RNA, 793 nt
Organism: Cuscuta europaea
Lineage: Eukaryota; Viridiplantae; Streptophyta; Magnoliopsida; Solanales; Convolvulaceae
Source: the annotation of a GenBank genome assembly